Molecule: messenger RNA, 2174 nt
Organism: Saimiri boliviensis boliviensis (Bolivian squirrel monkey)
Lineage: Eukaryota; Metazoa; Chordata; Mammalia; Primates; Cebidae
Gene: TFAP4
Product: transcription factor AP-4
Biological process (GO): regulation of transcription by RNA polymerase II
Cellular component (GO): nucleus
Molecular function (GO): DNA-binding transcription factor activity, RNA polymerase II-specific; protein dimerization activity; RNA polymerase II cis-regulatory region sequence-specific DNA binding
Source: RefSeq, a predicted model, not a curated record
AGACAUCUGAUCAGCUGCAAACACACACACACACACACGCACACACACACACAUACACACGCCCGGGGAGGCAGGCCGGAGAGACCUCCCUCCCGCCCCUCCCGCCCGCCUCCCUCCCCUCGCCGCCGCCGCUGCCGCCGCCGCCGCCGCCGCCGCCGCCAGCAUCUGGGACCGGCCGAUUCUGCACCUCCGUCCGGCGCUGCCCUUUGAUUCGGAUUUCCAUCUUGCAUUCUCCGGCUGAUCGCGGGACCUGGCUCGUGCAGAGGAGGGGGGCCGAUCGCUAUGGAGUAUUUCAUGGUGCCCACUCAGAAGGUGCCCUCUUUGCAACAUUUCAGGAAAACAGAGAAAGAAGUGAUAGGAGGGCUCUGUAGCCUUGCCAACAUUCCACUGACCCCGGAGACUCAGCGGGACCAGGAGCGGCGGAUUCGACGGGAGAUCGCCAACAGCAACGAGCGGAGGCGCAUGCAGAGCAUCAACGCGGGCUUUCAGUCUCUCAAGACCCUCAUCCCCCACACAGACGGAGAGAAGCUCAGCAAGGCAGCCAUUCUCCAGCAGACAGCCGAGUACAUCUUCUCCCUGGAGCAGGAGAAGACCAGGCUCUUGCAGCAGAACACACAGCUCAAGCGCUUCAUCCAGGAGCUGAGCGGCUCGUCCCCCAAGCGACGGCGGGCAGAGGACAAGGACGAAGGCAUCGGCUCUCCGGACAUCUGGGAGGACGAGAAGGCGGAGGACUUGCGGCGGGAGAUGAUUGAGCUUCGGCAGCAGCUGGACAAGGAGCGCUCCGUGCGCAUGAUGCUGGAGGAGCAGGUGCGCUCGCUGGAGGCCCACAUGUACCCAGAAAAGCUCAAGGUGAUCGCGCAGCAGGUGCAGCUGCAGCAGCAGCAGGAACAGGUGAGGCUGUUGCACCAGGAGAAGCUGGAGCGGGAGCAGCAGCACCUGCGGACCCAGCUCCUGCCCCCUCCCGCCCCCACCCACCACCCCACAGUGAUCGUGCCGGCACCGCCUCCCCCUCCCUCCCACCACAUCAACGUUGUCACCAUGGGCCCCUCCUCAGUCAUCAACUCUGUUUCCACAUCCCGGCAAAAUCUGGACACCAUCGUGCAGGCAAUCCAGCACAUCGAGGGCACCCAGGAAAAGCAGGAGUUGGAGGAGGAGCAGAGGCGAGCUGUCAUCGUGAAGCCGGUCCGAAGCUGCCCGGAGGCCGCCACCUCUGACACUGCCUCCGACUCCGAGGCCUCAGACAGUGAUGCCAUGGACCAGAGCCGGGAGGAACCCUCAGGGGACGGGGAGCUUCCCUGACUACCCCCCCAGCCCUCCUCUCCCUUCUGGGGGCUCGAGGGAGCCGGGGCAGCCACAGGGAGAGAUGAGGGUGAAUGAGUGAGAAAUUUUUACAAAAUUACGAUGUUAUUUGGGUCUCUUUUAUGACCUCUUUUUCAAUACUGUAAAUCAACCUUUGAACGAAGCCACUCAACUCGAGGUCCCAGGGCUGGGGUGGCUCAGAGCGUGUGGGAGCAUCGGGACCCCAGGGCUGGGCCUCGGCCCCGGGGGCUGGGGGAAGCUGACACGGAGGUGCCUGCCUCUCUCUGCCAAAAAGCAUUUUUUCCUUUAAACAGGUUUUUUAAGAACAGGGAAAAUCAAACAAAACACCGAGUUAUCUCUUCCCUGCCCAGAGCCAGCCUGGGAUUGUCGGUCCUCAGUCCCCUUUCCCUCCUCUUUUUGGGUUUUCUUUUCUCCUUUAAGCACUUACAUGGGUUGGGGUCACACUGGGCUGGGGCGUUCUGGGGGCCCAGGGGUCUCCGUUGCUUCUCGGUUGGGGUUUGCUGCUGCUCUGAUCCCCCCGCUCCCCAUCUCGGCACUAGAAUUCUCCACUCUCCCACCCCCAGCCUCCACCUCUGCCUCCGGUCUCAUCUUCCACCCCAAAAAUGUCUUUGUCUUUUUCUUUUUGUUUUGUUUGUUGUUGGUAUUUUUUUUUUUUUUUUUUUUUUUUGGUUUUGCUUUCUGUUUUUGUUACGUUUUUCUUUCUUUCUUUCUUUUUUUUUUUUUUUUUUACAAUUUUGAGGUCUUCAUGUUCAAGGAGAAGCUAUUAUAUUUUGUUAAGAAAGUGGGGAGAAAAAAACCAAGAGGCCACCGUGCCUUUGUAAAGAAACAAAAUAAAGUUUGUACUUUGUUUUUUA